Messenger RNA from Striga asiatica, 638 nucleotides. NCBI's taxonomy places the organism in Eukaryota, Viridiplantae, Streptophyta, Magnoliopsida, Lamiales, Orobanchaceae. The record is from the annotation of a GenBank genome assembly.
ACCCUUUUGUUACAGACUCCACAUCUCUCUCUCCACAUGAACCGGCGACGACGGUUUAUUCAAGAUUUCGGUUUUCGUAACAUCAUCCGGUUCUCGCUUGUCAAUAACUGCCGUCUCUGUUUUGGCCUUCAAGUCUUUGAGGUGGGCCGUGUAGCACUUGGAACACAGGCCCUUGUUCUCCGCCGUGCCGUAGAAUCCGCAGCCGCCGGAGCAUGGACGGGGGGCUUCAGGCUGUGGCCGCCGCCCGCCGCCUAAGGUCCCGCCAGCGUGAUUUAUGGAAAUUUAAAAAUGAAUGGAGAUGUGAGAGAUUCAUUGUGGAGGAAGCAAAAUCAGAAUGGAUGGAGUACAAGGAAAAUCUGGACAAGCAAACUGUGGAAAAACAGAGAAAAGAUGAGACCAGAGAAGUGAUUAAGGAGACAAUCUCCUUGAAGGUAGGGCAGUGCUUUGCUGUCAGUGCCUCUUUGUCACAAUCUGGCAAUCUGGAGAUGGGAUGUUUGGCCUGGGAGGAGAAUGCUGAUAUCAAGGAGUGGAAAAGCAUAAGAAAGCAUGAAGGCAAAAACCUUGAUGCUGAGCUAUGGGCAGUGAGUUGGGCAAUGCAGAAGAUCUUGCAGAUUGGUUGGAGUGAAGUGUGCUGUCAG